Molecule: messenger RNA, 3489 nt
Organism: Sardina pilchardus (European sardine)
Lineage: Eukaryota; Metazoa; Chordata; Actinopteri; Clupeiformes; Clupeidae
Gene: waslb
Product: WASP like actin nucleation promoting factor b
Exons: 11
Coding region: 491-2068 (525 amino acids)
Biological process (GO): actin filament organization
Molecular function (GO): actin binding
Source: RefSeq, a predicted model, not a curated record
CCCAGAGGAGAGGACCACUCGACCCCUCUCUCUCAGUGCAACGAUCAAGUAUUUUCAUAGCUUUGCUUGGUUAGUGUAUGUCAAAUGUCUGACCAGAGCAAGGGUAUUUGGGAGAGUCGCAGCGCUCCAAAACGUACGUAAAUAAACUCAGAAUCGCCGUGGCUCCCUGUCAUGCGCAAUGUUGCGUUACACUGCUGCCAUGUUGGAUCAAGCUGUCGAUGUUGCUGUCUGAGUUACGAUGAAAGUUUAGAUUUUUGAGACAGUGGGACACCAGAGCUAACUGGCUUUUUUUUGGAAGUCGAAGGAACAUCUGCACCGUAUUUCAGACUCCCUGAACAAGUUAGGGAUUUUACGUUCACCUCGCUUCGUCCGCAACAAACCUGCACCCAUGAGAGGGUCCGGUUGCAGGCCACGGUGAUCAAUGACUGCCUGUCUCUAAUUUUCUCUCUUUUGGAGUUCGCAUUAUUCUGUUUUUGAUUGACAAUUAAGUAUGAGUGGUCAUCCGCCGCCUCGGCGGCCAACGAAUAUCGGAUCCAUACUCCUUACCCCGCAAGAAAACGACAGUCUCUUCAAUCAUCUGGGCAGGAAAUGCAGCACCCUAGCCUCCGGAGUGGUGCAGGUGUUUAUGGGCGAGAGGAAUGGCUGCUGGACGAAGAGGUGCUGUGGUGUGGCCUGUCUGGUCAAAGACAACCCCGCGAGGUCCUACUUCAUCCGGAUCUUCGACAUCAAGGAGGGAAAGACCUUGUUUGAGCAGGAACUCUACAACAACUUUGCCGUCACUCCCUCCAGGACCUACUUCCUGACGUUCGCCGGAGAUACAUGCCAGAUUGGCCUGAACUUCGCCAGUGAGGAAGAGGCCAAACGCUUCCGCAGCGCCACCACAGACCUGUUGUCAAGGCGACAGAGGAAAACCGAGAAGAGACGUGACCCACCAAAUGGACCUGCCUUGCCAAUGGCCACCGUGGACAUCAAGAACCCGGAAAUCAACAACAUGCGUUUCCAUAACAACUCCCAGAUGAACAACAUUGUCCACAGCAACUUCAACAAGAAGGAGAAGAAAGCCAAGGGCAAGCGGAAGAAACUGACCAAGGCGGACAUUGGCACACCCAGCAACUUCCAGCACAUUGGACAUGUGGGCUGGGACCCAAACACAGGCUUUGAUUUGAACAACCUGGACCCCGAGCUGAAGAACCUCUUCGACAUGUGCGGCAUCUCGGAGGCCCAGCUCAAAGACAAGGAGACGUCCAAGGUCAUCUACGACUUCAUCGAGAAGAAGGGUGGCGUGGAGGCUGUGAAAAAUGAACUCCGCAGACAAGCCCCCCCUCCUCCACCCUCACGUGGAGGUGCCCCCCCACCUCCUCCACCCCCCCACCACAGCGGCGGUCCCCCACCCCCUCCACCCGCACGCGGCCGCGGAGCACCACCCCCUCCGCCCUCCCGAGCCCCCUCCUCUGCCCCACCGCCACCUCCACCCUCCAGACCGGGCAUGAACGCCCCACCUCCACCCCCUCCACCCUCCAGAGGGCCUCUGCCUCCCCCACCCCAGCCUGCCCACGCCUCCAUCGCUCCUCCAGGGCCUCCUCCACCUCCCCCUCCCUCUUCCUCCUCCUCCUCUGCCGCCUCCUCUCCAUCUAUGGGUGGAGGAGGAGGAGCGCCCCCACCUCCUCCGCCACCUCCACCCCCACCGGGACCCCCACCCCCGGGGCCGCCCCCGCUGCCUGAGAACGGCGGGGACGCGCUGGAGUCGCCCGGCUCCGGGGGCAAGUCGGCGCUGCUGGAGCAGAUCCGCGGCGGCACCCAGCUGAAGAAGGUGGAGGCCAACAACAAGCCCGCCGCUACGUCCAUCGGCCGCGACGCACUCCUUGACCAAAUACGACAGGGCAUCCAGCUCAAGACUGUGACUGAGAGCCAGGACUCGGCCCCAUCCACCCCGGCGGCGUCUGCGGGCAUCGUGGGAGCCCUGAUGGAAGUGAUGCAGAAGAGGAGCAAGGCCAUCCACUCUUCUGAUGAAGAUGAGGAUGAUGAAGAGGAAGACUUUGAAGAUGAUGAUGAUGAAUGGGAUGACUAGUGAACCCCCCCUCAGCCCCCCCCCCCUUCCCCUUCCUAAGUAAUAAUGACACUAAAUUGCUCCUGUCUUUCUAAAAUCUUAUUCAAAUUAUAAUGUAAAUGUUCUAUCAGUUUUUUUUUCUUCUUCUGUAUAUUUUUGUUGCCUUUAAGCUUUUUUUUAUCAUUAAUCUGUGCAAUACCUCAUUUAAUCUGUAAAGGUUUGUCAUCCUCUGUAAAGUUGUUUUUCUUCAUUAACGUGCAAUUUUACAUCAAGUUUUUCUUGAUUUGUAGAGUUGAUUUUUUUUUUUUCUUUUUUUUUUUCGUCAGUUCGAAGGGAGAACUAUGGAUCAGAGCUGAUGGAACCCUUAAUGUUGUAAUGUCAGUCAAAAGUGAAAACACUAUUUUCAUACCUUUAUUCUUCUGUACUCAAAAUUUUCUUUUUCUUAUCGAAAUCUAGUUUAGCACUAUUUUUUUUCUUGAGAAUCAGCUCUUUGGAAUAUUCAGGCCCAUUGCUGUUGAUGAAAUUGAUUUUUGUAAAUUUACUCAAGAGUAUGAGUCUGUUAUAUUUUUGCACGAAUUGAGAAGAUAAAAAAUGAAACAAAAAAAGAUAGAAAGAAGCAGAUAUCCACUACAUAGGAACAGGACAAUAUCAUAACUGUAUUUAAACAACAAAGAAAUCUUCUCUGGAGCAACCCUGAAAAAUCUAUUACGUAAAAAAAAAAAGCGAAAAGAAUUGAACACUACGCAAAAAUGCAACACUACAGCAUACCCGUAGGCCGUAACUCUAACUUUACAGGUGCAUACUUUUUUCUGUUUCUAUUUUUGUUUGUUUUGUAAAUUUUUUUUUGUUUUUAAAAAAAAACUCAACACUAGCGUACCGUCAAUGUAGUCAUGUAUAUCUUUUACUCCCACACCCCCCACCCUUCGGAACUCGGAAGAGGAAUCUUGGGUCUUCAGCACUCUAAUCAGUGGCGCAUUCAAGUAAAUGAUCGUUUAAACGAGGGAACAACAUCCCGGUGAUCUAUCUCUCUUUUUCUUUGUUUGUUUGUUUGUUUGUUUGUUUUUUAAAUCAUGCCAACCUGCUGCAUUGUUACCUUAAUAACUGAGUCACGUGACUAGUGGCCACUGCUCACAAACACUAGAUUAACCCAUUCAUUCCCCUAUGGGGCGCUAUUGCUUGGGGCCAUAGCUUGAUUCACUGACGUAACAUGCAGGGACGUGGCUACUGACAGACCGUGGGAACACUAGAAGCGACAAAUGCAGAAUGAUUUUGUUUUGUUUUUUAUAUGCAGAGCAGUUGUUGUCUGAGUUUUAUUAUCAAUUUCUCUUUCGGUUGUUCCUCAACAGGAAAUAGCUUUGCAUUAAGAAACCACACAGACAUCAAACAUAGGUUGGAAAAAGAAUUAAGUCGUACACUCAAAUAAAUGUUAAUAUUUACAGAUU